AUGGCGAAAAGAAAGAGACAACAAGCCCCUGCGGCUGAUAUCCCGGCCGUCGCUGAGAAACCGCAAAACAAAAAGGCAAAAGCUGCCCCGGCCACUACGAAAAAGACUACAAAAACAAACGGCAGCUCCUCUGCCGCUCUCAAGCCCGAAACCAUCCAGCUCGUCGCAGGCUCCUACGACCAAGUGCUGCACGGCAUGACGGCUGAGCUGCACAAUGGACCCGACUGCCAGUUCGCCGACACUUUCCUCUUCAACGCGCACAGCUCGGCCGUCCGCUGCGUGGCCGUCUCGCCCGUGUCGGCCAGGAUUCCCGGCCAAGGACAAAAGGUGCUCCUCGCCUCGGGCAGCACCGACGAGCGCGUCCACAUCUACAGCCUGUCGGCGCACCCGCCGCCGCAGGACCGGAAGAGCCGCGCGCUGCUGGCCAAGGUGGCGCCGCGGCCGAUCCUAGAGAACCCCAAGAACCGCGAGGUGGGCACGCUGCUGCACCACGCGUCGACGGUGACGGCGCUGCGCUUCCCCACCCGCGCCAAGCUGCUGUCGGCGAGCGAGGACUCGACGAUUGCGGUGACACGCGCGCGCGACUGGUCAGUGCUGAGCACCAUCAAGGCGCCCAUCCCGACGGCGCACGGGCGGCCGAGCGGUGACACGGCGCCGUUUGGCGGCACGCCGGCGGGCGUCAACGACUUUGCCAUCCACCCGAGCAUGAAGCUCAUGAUCAGUGUCAGCAAGGCCGAGCGCUGCAUGCGCCUGUGGAACCUGGUGACGGGCAAGAAGGCGGGCGUGCUGAGCUUCACGCGCGACAUGCUCGUGCAGGCCGGCGAGGGCAAGCACUCGAGCGGCGAGGGGCGGCGGGUGAUAUGGGGCCACGUCGACGGCGCCGACGAGUUUGCCGUGUCGUUUGAGAGGGACGUGGUGGCGUUUGGCAUGGACAGCGUGCCCAAGUGCCGCGUCAUGCCGUUCAAGACCAAGAUUCACGCGAUUACCUACAUCAGCAUGGGCAGCGGCAGCGACAAGCAGCAAGCAGACGAAGAAGAAGAAGCAGAAGGGAAAGGAAAAGCACAGGGUGAUUCGGUCAUGGCGGUGUCGACGGAAGACGGCCGCGUGCUCUUCUUCUCGACCAAGACUGAGGACCUGGAGAAGCAGGAGGGCGGCGAGGACGAGAAGAAGCCGCUGCUGCCCCUCGCCAAGCUCAUCGGGCAGGUCGGCGGCAAGGAGGCGGGCGUGACGAGCCGCGUCAAGGACUUUGCGGUGCUCCGCAGCAACCUCAACGCGGGCCUGCUGUACGUCGUCGCGGCGGGCAGCGACGGCAAGGUGCGCGUGUGGACCGUCGCGGACGAAGAGCUGCGCGCCGGCAAGGUGCAGGGGAAGCUGGCGGGCGCGUACGAGACGCACAACCGCAUCACCUGCCUGGCGGCGUUUGUCAUGGUCCCGCGGCCGGACGACGCCGAGGACAGCGACGAGGAGGCGCUGAACGAGGACGAGGACGAGGAUGGAGAGGAGGGCAGUGACGAUAGCGAGGAUGAUAGCGAUUGA
Messenger RNA from Akanthomyces muscarius, 1536 nucleotides. RefSeq lists its product as uncharacterized. Bases 1 to 1536 code for a protein of 511 amino acids. Gene Ontology annotation, molecular function: protein binding. Lineage: Eukaryota; Fungi; Ascomycota; Sordariomycetes; Hypocreales; Cordycipitaceae. The transcript has a single exon. The record is from RefSeq and is a predicted model, not a curated record.